Messenger RNA from Puntigrus tetrazona (Sumatra barb), 2365 nucleotides. RefSeq names its product syntaxin 5A, like (gene stx5al). The transcript is spliced from 11 exons. Gene Ontology annotation, molecular function: SNAP receptor activity; SNARE binding. NCBI's taxonomy places the organism in Eukaryota, Metazoa, Chordata, Actinopteri, Cypriniformes, Cyprinidae. The record is from RefSeq and is a predicted model, not a curated record. Gene Ontology annotation, cellular component: endomembrane system; SNARE complex; Golgi membrane. Bases 156 to 1193 code for a protein of 345 amino acids. Gene Ontology annotation, biological process: vesicle fusion; endoplasmic reticulum to Golgi vesicle-mediated transport; intracellular protein transport.
UUCGCAGCGCCGCCUUGUGUUUGAGAUAAUAAACGGAUCUCCUUUAAGACUACGUGGCAGUGACGUCAAUGUUUGUGUUAAGACCCGGAUGUUAUUCACAACCUGCACGCAGUUCAACCAUCAGAGAGGCAGAGUGGUGAUGAGUUGGUGCAUCCAUGAACACACGGCGCCGUCACGGUCCUAGAAGCAGCCAGGACGGGGUGUACACUGGGCCGUCUCAGACCCAGUCCCAGCUGGUCCAGCAGCUGGAAGCCCCCCUGGCUGUCCCACCCAUCGCCCCUGUCGUAGACACACUCAGCAUGUCCUGCCGAGACCGCACCAGCGAGUUUCAGUCUGUGUGCAAGUCACUGCAGGGCAGACAGAAUGGAGCACAACCUGCCAGAGCUGUCAACAGUGCAGUCAGACAGCGGAGUGACUUCACACUCUUGGCUAAGCGAAUUGGAAGAGACCUCAGCAACACUUUUGCCAAGUUGGAGAAGCUCACAAUCCUUGCCAAAAGAAAGUCCCUUUUUGAUGACAAAGCAACUGAAAUCGAUGAACUCACUUACAUUGUGAAACAGGACAUUAACAGUCUAAAUAAGCAGAUCGCCGGCCUGCAGGAACUCGUUCGAUCACGGAGUGGACAGAAUGGCAGGCAUCUUCAGACACAUUCCAACACCAUUGUAGUCUCAUUACAGUCCAAGCUGGCAUCGAUGUCGAGUGACUUCAAGUCAGUCCUGGAAGUCAGAACAGAGAACCUAAAGCAGCAGAGAAGCAGGCAAGAGCAAUUUUCUCAGACUCCUGCCUCAUCCUCCUCUUUCCACGCCAACAGCUUCAACAAUUCAGUGCUUAUGCAGGACGACUCCAAGACAGAUAUAUCUAUAGAUAUGGAUCUCAGCUCCAGUCAGCAGAUGCAGUUAAUCAAUGAACGGGAUUCGUACAUUCAGAACCGUGCUGACACUAUGCAGAAUAUAGAGUCCACCAUUGUGGAGCUCGGAUCCAUAUUUCAGCAGCUGGCUCAUAUGGUGAAAGAACAGGAAGAGACUGUGCAAAGAAUUGAUGCUAACGUCGAGGACACUCAGCUGAACGUGGAUCUUGCGCACACAGAGAUACUCAAAUAUUUCCAGUCUGUGUCCAACAACCGCUGGCUGCUCAUCAAGAUGUUCCUAAUCCUCGUCAUUUUCUUCAUUGUCUUUGUGGUUUUCAUGACCUGACGUCCACUCUUAAGAAGGGCAGAUUUAAGAAAGCGGGCGAUUUUCAGUAUUUGAGGAAUGAAAGGGGACGUUAUCUUAAGUCUCUCUUUUUUUUUUUUUCUCGUCUCUGCUAUUUCUAUCCCCACUGGCUGCCAAGCUCUCUCUUAGGGAUCUUUUUCCCCAAACUGAUGGAACUGAACAUUCGCAAAACUCUACAUAGGCCGGGCGUUUGUCAGUUCGUAGUCGAUUUAAAACAGUUCGUCCAUGUCAGUUUCAAUGUGAUGUCCUAGUAUCUGUACAGCAGACUCUUGAAAUGACGUCCCAUAUUUUGCUUUUCCAAAUAACACAGAUUACAGAGAUAUCCUUGAGUAAAACCAGCAACAAGUACAACAAAAACUGUAAAGAUUUUGGUUCGCUUUUGAUUGACAUGAAUCAUGUUACGCACAUUCAGAUGUCCCGUGUUCUGAGAACUUAUUAAGCAUUUGCAAUUUUUCCUCUGUAUCUUCUUUUAGAAGACUUUAUACUUUGGUUUGUAACAGAAUCUCUCUUAUAUUCUGAUUGCUGCAGUAGACCACCAAGCCAUCUCAAAUGGCAACACUUCUACACUUUUAUGAUGAUUAUUACCAGAGGUUUUAUUAUGCAUCCAUUCUGUUUUUGAUUUUGGGAUAGGAUUGCCACUUUUACAAAACUUGUGAACACAGCAGCCUUUCCGAUCUCAGGAACGAGCGUAUAAAUAGUGCACCGAUCAAAAACUCGUGGAUUUAAAAAUUGCGGGUUGUUGGGUAGAUGCGCGUCAUGUAUACGCAAAGGUUAAUUUUUGCAUAUCAGUACAGCAAGUUUUAGUUUUUAUUGGGCAUACUGUUUAUACACGCUUUCAUAGGCUGGGUUCAGCAGGUGCGAAAUCCGCGUUUGGAACCAGUGAACUUAUACAAAUUUUGGUCGUGAAUAAUGAAAGGUGUACACAAUUCAAACUGGAGUUUUUGUUUUAUUCCACUGCGUGUUUUAAUCAUCCUUCACAAGCUCGAAAUGUCUCAUUAUACGGUCUCAAGGAGCCCGUGAGAAUACUGCAAGUGGUGUUUAACUGGAAAUUGAGAUUGGGGGAACGUCCCACCCCACCAUUUGUGAAAUGCAUCCUGUAAAAUGUAAAGAACUGAAAAAAAAAAAUAGAAAUGAAUGCUUUCUUGUAAUGCCUA